UACUUUAUUCCAGAGGGAUCAACCAUAAUCCCAAAUGUCUGGGCUAUGUCUCGAGAUUCAUCGAUCUAUCCUGAUCCGGAGGCUUUCCAUCCAGAACGGUUUGAGGAGAUGGAUCCGGAUACACUCAAUGUCGCGACUUGGGGUCAAGCGACA
This is a messenger RNA of Postia placenta MAD-698-R-SB12, 153 nucleotides long. RefSeq lists its product as hypothetical. NCBI's taxonomy places the organism in Eukaryota, Fungi, Basidiomycota, Agaricomycetes, Polyporales, Adustoporiaceae. The record is from RefSeq and is a predicted model, not a curated record. The annotation marks the transcript as partial. Gene Ontology annotation, molecular function: oxidoreductase activity, acting on paired donors, with incorporation or reduction of molecular oxygen; monooxygenase activity; iron ion binding. The transcript has 2 exons.